This is a messenger RNA of Polypterus senegalus (gray bichir), 3725 nucleotides long. It is a transcript of the gene traf5, whose product is annotated as Tnf receptor-associated factor 5. The record is from RefSeq and is a predicted model, not a curated record. The transcript has 11 exons. Gene Ontology annotation, molecular function: thioesterase binding; zinc ion binding. Gene Ontology annotation, cellular component: plasma membrane signaling receptor complex. Gene Ontology annotation, biological process: tumor necrosis factor-mediated signaling pathway; regulation of apoptotic process; protein K63-linked ubiquitination. Lineage: Eukaryota; Metazoa; Chordata; Cladistia; Polypteriformes; Polypteridae. The coding region runs from base 444 to 2135 and encodes 563 amino acids.
GGGUCGCUCGAAUUCCGCUUCCUUUUAAAUACUUUAGACUUUCGGCUUAACGAAGAGUAACGAUAUUAAAAAAAUAAAUAUAUAAAAUACACAAAAAGCGAACCUCCUACCAGCCCAGGCCGUGUGACACUGGCGUUACGUCAAAUAGCGGGCGUGCGAGGUGCUGCGGCGGUGUGACAUUCCCCUCGAGAUUGACGCCACAGUUGACCGCGUGAUGUCAUUCCGUAUAUCGUACCUCCAGAAGCGUGCGUUUCGAAACCAGGCAGUUUAUAUAAUGAGCAGCACGUUGCCAUUCUUCAUUUCGGAGGUCGCCUGAUGGUACCUUAACUGACUGCUUUGGGAAAGGGGACUUUAAUGAUCGUGAGAUGAAAUAGGAAAACCAAGAAGUCUGUGCAUCGGCUUGAUCCCUUGACUCUCGUGAUCCUGUACAGUUUUAGGUGGUGAUGGCAGCAAACGAGUACUCUUAUGAGAAUAUAGGAGUUAUUUCUAGACAGAAUUCUAAUGCAGGCAUUUCUUGUGAAUUUGAAAUGACGUUACUGGAGAGAAAUCUGCAGUUUGUGGAGAAACUAGAAGAUCAAUACACAUGUCCCAGUUGCUGCAGAUUUGUUAUUAAUCCUCACCAGGCUAGCUGUGGACACAUAUUUUGUUAUCAAUGCAUAACAAUGUUCCUGGAAUGUAGAACCAAUCCAGUGUGUCCUGUUGACAACACCGUAAUAAAAGCAAAUGAGGUUUUUCUGGAUAACUGCUGCAAAAGGGAAAUACUGAAUCGAGAAGUCUUCUGUGUCAAUUCCCCUAACUGCUUGUUUAAAGUCAUUUUAUGUCGUUUGCAGGAUCACCUUAAGCAGUGUCCAUAUGAAUCUGUACAGUGCACUAACAAAGGAUGCACAGUAGCACUGUUUAGGAAGGAUUUAAAGGAACACAUCAAAAAUGAGUGUAAAUAUCGCCUGGAGCCAUGUUCAUAUUGUCAGACAUACGUAAUGGUAUUGCAGGUAAAGACACACGAACAGUACGAAUGUCUGGAAUAUUUGGUUCCAUGCCCAGAUAAAUGUUCAGAAUUUGUGAAACGAAGUAAGCUUGCUGAUCACUUCCACGAGUGCCCAGAAGUUGAAGUUGAUUGUAUCUACAAGAAGUAUGGCUGUACUGUCAGGGAAAAACGUAUUAAAGUUCGGGCUCAUGAGGACACAGCUCUGAAGAACCACUUGCUUCUUGUAGUGGAGAAUAAUACCAAACUGGAGAAACAGAUAACAGGCCUUAAGGAGACUCUACAUGAAAAGCAUAAUGAAAUACAAGAAUUAACAAGAGUUGUUGACAAGAUGGAGAAAGAAAUCAAACCCCUUGUGCAGAAUGUUACUAGAAAUGACAAUAUGCUUUCAGCUAUUCAAAAAUCACUUGAAGACCAGAAAGAGAAAGUAUCCAACAUCCAUUUACAGUUACAGCAGUUAAGCAGGUCAUUUAACCAAGACCCAAGCAGAAAAGAAUUUGGGCAUUUAAGAAUCUCAGUAGAUAACCUGCGGCAGCAAGUAUCCGUUAUUGAGUCACUCCGAGAUCGCUUAGCCUCCUUAGAAGUACAAUCUACACGUCAUUCUGGACAAUUAAAUAUACAUGUUGACCAGCUAAACCUAAAUGAAGAAAGAUUUAGCUGUUUGGAAUCUACCUCGUACAAUGGAAAAUUCAUAUGGAAGAUACGAGAUUAUAAAAAGAAGAAGAAGGAAGCAGCAGAAGGUCGCAUUGUUUCAAUUUUUAGUCAACCAUUUUACACAAGUCGCUGUGGAUAUAAACUAGGUGCAAGGGCAUACCUGAACGGAGAUGGCAGUGGCAAAGGCACACACUUAUCCCUUUACAUUGUGUUGAUGAAAGGGGAAUUUGACUCAUUGUUACCUUGGCCUUUUAAACAGAUGGUGACACUGAUGAUCCUAGACCAAAGUGGAGCUAAAAGUGACAUUGUAGAUGUUUUUAAACCAGACCUACAUAGUGGUAGCUUUAAGAGGCCUGUGAAUGAAAUGAAUGUAGCUUCUGGUUUUCCUUGUUUUGUUCCUCAUACCACUCUGGAGUCUUCAAAACAAAGUAUUUAUAUAAAAGAUGAAACUUUAUUUGUAAAGGUCAAAGUAGACUUAAAUGGAUUAGAGGAGCUCUAAUGGUACCAUUUCUGAAACAUAUGGUAUCAAAAAAGUCGCUCAAAUUUGUUUCUUUCUCAGAAUCCAGUGAAACUAUUUUACCAGUUAAUUUAAUGCUUUUAACAGAAUUUAGGCUACUUCGGUUUAUGUGUAAAAUUGCAAUGAUGUUGAACAUCUGUAUGUGUUAAAGGUUGUGCAACAUAGAACUUGAUAUAAAGCAUUUAAAUAAUUGAAGCUUUUCAAUCUUGCAUUUAUUUGUUUUAGCAAAGAAAUGAUUAGUUUAGAUAUACAAAAACAACUCCUUAAUUUUAUUAUUUUUUACUUGAACUGAUGAGAAUAUGUGCUUGAAAUUAUGUACAAAAUUAAAAUGUCUUUAAAACUGUUUUAGCAUAUCAGUGAUGUUAAAAAAUGUUAAGGAUUUCUGUACAUCUUGUAUGUGGAAUACUUUAUUUACACCACUGUUUAUGGAUUAAGACAGGAGGACACGAUUACUGGGGUGAUAAUUUGUUUUUUAGAUGCUGUGCCUAAUAAGCAAGCAAUACGUUUUGUUGUUUUCACAUUUUGGAGACAUAAUAGUAGUAUUUUGUAUUAUGAUUGCAGAGUGCUUAAUGCCGAUGCCUCAUAGCUCCAGAAUUCUGGGUUACAGCGUUGACCUGCUUGCUCUCUGCAUAUUUUGUUUCUCCUCUUGUUUAAAAGGGAUAUUUCUCACAUCCUAGGGAUGUUCAAGCACCAUGUAUGAAUUAAUAUAUACUUGUAUAUGAAUAUCCUAACUGACACAUUGCAUCCAAGGGUUGUCCCUGCUUUACAACCCUGUGAUUGGCUGCGGCUGCCUGUAUCCCUGAAAUUAUAUUAUUAAGUGCAAAUUUUAUGAUCACCAAUAGAAAAGGAAAGGUCAUACCUUGAUUCAUGUAUACAGUAAAUGAAUCAUCUAGAGCUCAAACCUAUCUGUUUUAAAAUGGAAAUGUAAUCACUGUUGCUGAUAGGCCUUUAAUGCAUAAAAUGUUUAAAGUAAAAUCUGUCAAAUUUGCAUUAUUUACUUGUAGUCAGCUGUUGUUGCUAUUAAUAUUAAUGUGGUUUCUUUUGAUAAUGUUGGUAACUGGAAAGGAAAGAACGCAGCCUUUGCCAGGCCUUAUGCUGACGUUCGUUGCUGCCUUUUCCUUUUAGAUUUUUACUACUACUAGUGACUGAAUUAAAGUUUAUUAUUUAUCCCAAAUUCAUACAUUUUCAGUUAUAAUUUAGUACAUUUAUAUGUGGGAUGAGCUUGUAAAGGCUAAUAUUUUGUUUACAGACUGGAAAGCAAGUAUAAAAUAACAUUUCAUGAUUGUUCCAAAUACUUUAUUAAGAGAAGCCAGGAUUAUCUGUUAAAAUAGAUUUUAAUUAAUUUCUGUUAAUGUUAGUUAUGGUAUCAGUGGUGAUGUCGUGUUCGUAUCAAACUGUCAUCUAGGAUACAGAGUGUAAAUAACUUGAUGAAAAGUAUAACACCUGUUUACACAUUCACAGGCUAGGGUCCCUUGUUUUAUGGGGUUGCUCACACUUUUUGUGUUACAUUGAAUCUCUCUGUUUAAAUUUUUUUUCUUCCAGAAUGCUUAUUAAAGCCUAUGUGUACUUGAA